This is a messenger RNA of Galleria mellonella (greater wax moth), 413 nucleotides long. Its product is annotated as vacuolar ATPase assembly integral membrane protein VMA21 homolog. The record is from RefSeq and is a predicted model, not a curated record. Gene Ontology annotation, cellular component: endoplasmic reticulum membrane. The transcript has 2 exons. Gene Ontology annotation, biological process: vacuolar proton-transporting V-type ATPase complex assembly. Bases 138 to 413 code for a protein of 91 amino acids. NCBI's taxonomy places the organism in Eukaryota, Metazoa, Arthropoda, Insecta, Lepidoptera, Pyralidae.
AGCAUAAGUUUCAUUCAUUCUUUUUCAUACAAUUUUCAUGUGAUGUUGUAGAUUGAUUCUAUUUAUUAAUCCAUCAUAAUUGAUAAUUUUUUGGUUUUCUUUUAAAACUUAUUUAAAUUUAUAUAUUUUUUUGUUUUAUGAUGAUUGACGGCCGAGCAAAUGAACUACCCGAUUUUCAGGUCUUUCGGACGGUAAUAAAAUAUUGUUUAGUCAUUAUUAUUGUACCUGUCCUAUCGUUUUUCUCUGUUAAAGUAGUGCUAUUUGAUGGAAUACUACGACUAGAACCAAUUACGAGCAGUGUUUAUUCUGCUGUAAUAGCGGUGAUUGUGCUUCACGUCACCCUAGGCUUAUAUAUUUACCGGGCGUAUAACGAGGCCGAGAAAACUCCACCUAAACCGGUUAAGAAAGAUUAA